ACUAGCGCAACAGUAAAUCCAACAUUUGAUUUCCAGGCUUUAUCAUUGAUUUUAGCAUGUUUCAUUCUUCUUGGAUUUACUAGCGCAACAGUAAAUCCAACAUUUGAUUUCCAGGCUUUAUCAUUGAUUUUAGCAUGUUUCAUUCUUCUUGGAUUUACUAGCGCAACAGUAAAUCCAACAUUUGAUUUCCAGGCUUUAUCAUUGAUUUUAGCAUGUUUCAUUCUUCUUGGAUUUACUAGCGCAACAGUAAAUCCAACAUUUGAUUUCCAGGCUUUAUCAUUGAUUUUAGCAUGUUUCAUUCUUCUUGGAUUUACUAGCGCAACAGUAAAUCCAACAUUUGAUUUCCAGGCUUUAUCACUGAUUUUAGCAUGUUUCAUUCUUCUUGGAUUUACUAGCGCAACAGUAAAUCCAACAUUUGAUUUCCAGGCUUUAUCAUUGAUUUUAGCAUGUUUCAUUCUUCUUGGAUUUACUAGCGCAACAGUAAAUCCAACAUUUGAUUUCCAGGCUUUAUCACUGAUUUUAGCAUGUUUCAUUCUUCUUGGAUUUACUAGCGCAACAGUAAAUCCA
Messenger RNA from Helobdella robusta, 567 nucleotides. RefSeq lists its product as hypothetical. The annotation marks the transcript as partial. The transcript has a single exon. The record is from RefSeq and is a predicted model, not a curated record. NCBI's taxonomy places the organism in Eukaryota, Metazoa, Annelida, Clitellata, Rhynchobdellida, Glossiphoniidae.